Salvelinus fontinalis (brook trout) is the source of this 7754-nucleotide messenger RNA. It is a transcript of the gene il20, whose product is annotated as interleukin 19 like. The coding region runs from base 13 to 558 and encodes 181 amino acids. Gene Ontology annotation, cellular component: extracellular region. NCBI's taxonomy places the organism in Eukaryota, Metazoa, Chordata, Actinopteri, Salmoniformes, Salmonidae. The record is from RefSeq and is a predicted model, not a curated record. The transcript has 7 exons.
GUUGACAUAGAGAUGAAGCUGCUGUUAAGCGCCACCCUCCCCAGGUUCCUCUUCCUGUUAGCAUGUCUCAGUGGGUGUGGCUUGGGACGUGGCAUACACCUGGGAACCUGCUCUGUCAACGUACACACUCACGAACUACGCAAGCACUACACAGAGAUACGGAGCUCUGUGAUAGCAGCAGACAGUCAGAUGGGAGUGAGACUGCUGAGGGGAGACGUGAUGAGGAACAUAGAGGAGGGGGAGUACUGCUGUUUCCUGCGUCUAUUGCUACGUUUUUAUGUGGAGAGAGUGUUUGUUAGCCACAGCUUGUCUCAGCCACUGCACCGACGCUCAACCAGCGCUCUCGCUAAUAGUUUCCUCACAAUCAACAAGGACCUGAGGCAAUGUCAAUGCCACUGUGGAGAAAACACCAGGAGAAAAAUGGACUCCCUACAGGCCCAGUUUGACAAGCUGGAGAUCUACCAGGCAGCAGUAAAGGCUAUAGGAGAGCUGGACUCUCUACUGGACUGGCUGGAAGAACUCAAGCACAACUCACACACAACUCACACAGACAGAUAACACACUCAUAUAUGUUUAUAUGAACAUUUGUAAAUGUUGCAGUACAGAUGAUAUGUUACAUUUUUGUUACCACAUAUAAUUUAUUUGAUGAGAUAAGUUUACCUGAAAGGAUUAUUUAUUAAUGUGUGUAUUGAUGCUAAUGUAUGUAUUAAAAGAGACAUAUGUCCGUCUCAGAUGGUUGUCUAAGUUCCAUAAAUAAUGGUUCUAUAAUAGUGUUAUUAACCAGUGUGAAUUUGACCAAACUGUCGAAUUUCACUACAAAUGACAUGUACAGUGCCUUCGGAAAGUAUUCAGACGCCUUGACUUUUUCCACAUUUUGUUAGGUUCAACCUUAUUCUAAAAUGUAUUUAAUUGGGUUUUUUUCAUCAAUCCCCACACAAUACCCCAUAAUGAUGAAGCAAAAACAGUUUUUUAGACAUUUUUGCUCAUUUAUAAAAAAUAAAAAAACUGAAAUAUCACAUUUACAUAAAUAUUCAUACCCUUUACUCAGUACUUUGUUGAAGCACAGUUGGCAGCAAUUACAGCCUCGAGUCUUCUUGGGUAUGACGCUACAAGCUUGGCACACCUGUAUUUGGGGAGUUUCUCCCAUUCUUCUCUGCAGCUCCUCUCAAGCUCUGUCAGGUUGGAUUUGGAGCGUCGCUGCACAGCUAUUUUCAGGUCUCUUCAGAGAUGUUUGAUCGGGUUCAAGUCCGGGCUCUGACUAGGACACUCAAGGACAUUCAGAGACUUGUUCCGAAGCCAUUCCUGCGUUGUCUUGGCUGUGUACUUAUGUUCAUAGUUCUGUUGGAAAGUGAACCUUCGCCCCAGUCUGAGGUCCUGUGUGCUCUGGAACAGGUUUUAAUCAAGGAUCUGUCUGUACUUUGCUCCAUUCAUCUUUUCCUCGAUCCUGACUAGUCUCCCAGUCCCUGCCACUGAAAAACAUCCCCACAGCAUGAUGCUGCCACCACCAUGCUUCACCGUAGGGAUGGUGCCAGGUUUCCUCCAGAUGUGACGCUUGGCAUUCAGCCCAAAGAGUUCAAUCUUGAUUUUAUCAGACCAGAGAGUCUUGUUUCUCAUGGUCAGAGUCUUUAGGUGCCUUUUGGCAAACUCCAAGCGGGCUGUCAUGUGCCUUUUACUGAGGAGUGGCUUCCGUCUUGCCCCUCUACCAUAAAGGCCUGAUUGGUGGAGUGCUGCGGAGAUGGUUGUCCAGAGAAACUCUAGAGGUCUGUCAGAGUGACCAUCGGGAUCUCGGUCACCUCCGGUCCCCUCAUGUCCAACUGCUGAGGAUUUUUUUUAUAUUUGAUCAAUUUUAGAAUACGGCUGUAUCGUAACAAAAUGUGGAAAAAGUCAAGGGGUCUGAAUACUUUCCGAAGACACUGUAAGUGUGCAAUUGCUGGUACCUGGGCUGUCGUCCGUAAACGUAGUUGAUUAUAAUUUGACAGGCACCUUGCCCUCAUUAAGCUCUCGGAGCACACACUGGACGCUCUGGCAAAGGAGUAGGGUUGUUCUGAGCAUUCUGACCUUACAAUGGCAGUCAAGCACCCAAGCUUACUGGCUAAAUGUUGGCUAACUAGCUAGCUACUUCCAGACAAAUGAGAUAACACCUCACUCUGACCAUUUUACUCGCCCUAGCAGAGCUGGUUAGGCUGUUUUUAUGUUAUCCAGAGCGUUGGUGACUAACUGUGCUGCUGGCAACAAUUUAAUUACUCUUUUUUUGCCGACGUUUACUGACACCGGCCAUAUUCAACGGGUGUUGAACCUUCGUAAAUGAAUCAGUUAUUCAGAGGAGAGUGCUCUGAUAUUGGUGUAGAUAGUCAGAGUGAAUUUAUAAACUCUGGCUGUCCCUUCGCCACAGAACGCAGUAAACAUAGAGAGCGAGGCUGAAAACCUGCAUUCUGAAGCUGCCUUACUCAAAAAAUGUACCAAAACAAUAAUACCAGAGGUGUCGAGUAUGCUGCUUUUUUAACUCAAUCAAUGAUUUUGUUUACAUUGUUUUCUAACUGAUAUGAUAUAAUAUUGUGACAUGAAUUAAUGCGAGAAGUACACGCAAUCACCUGGAUAGUGUUGGUCCCAAACAGAUGCCUCUCUAAAGAUAAAAGGUAUACCCAAACACUCUUCAGCCCAAUUGAAACGAAAAAGGGGGGAUCCGGUGCUCGACUGAGGGACUUGAAAAUCCCCAAAACAUUCCAUACCUCAGGAUACUUCAACAGUUGAUUAUCCGGGAGAAUAAAGAAUAAGGAGCACUCUAACCCGAUUGUUUGUAAUGUCAAUAAAUCAGAUUUAUGCAGAAACAUAUUUAUUUUCCGCGAUAGUCACCAGUUGAAGUACCUGGGAUAAGGAAUGUUUUUGGGAUAUGCCAAUCCAACACACAGUAAAAGUUAUGCAGUAAUGUGAAAUAUAAUACAUCUCUACCUGAUAGUAUUUAUAAUAAUAAAUACAGGUUGAGAAUCUAUAUUUAUUUGAGAGAAAAAAAUAGCCUUCUAUAACAGCUUGAAAUUAAAUUAAAUGAUUAAAAAUAAAAAGCUUUAUUUACAAGAAGCAUAAUAUACCAACGCUAAGAUGCUCACAACAAUAUAGCAUGGCAUUACAUGGACUGGGGCUAUGUCAGGUUUAUGAGAAAGAACACCAUGCAGUGGUGUCAAACCCACUACAUAAGAAAACAUACGAGGUAAUGACACUAGAGCUGGUGAGGUGGCACUCCAACAUUUGAACAAGGAGCCUUGUUGAAACCAAAUAUGUGCUGCUUUCAGUACAGCUAGAAGACAGUCACUGAUACGCGUUGUGUAUAAUUCAAAACAAAAUGAGAUGGCAACUGCAUAUGCUUAAAAAUCUAUGGUUCUGUUAUGCACACUAUUUUGGGCUUCUACAAUGUUGUGCAUGUUUAUUCCUCAAUACAGUCACAAUAUAAAAUGCCUUUGGAAAGUAUUCAGACCCGUUUACUUUUCCAACAUUUUGUUAGGCUACAGCCUUAUUCUAAAAAUGUGUUUAAAAAAAUUACAAAUCCUCAUCAAUCUACACACAAUACCCAUUAAUGACAAAACAAAAACAAGCUUGGUCUGAGAGUAUUUAGAUGCCUUUUGUCAAACUCCAAGCAGGCUGUCAUGUGCCUUUCACUGAGGAGUGGCUGGUCGAAAGCGAAAUGUAACAUGUAGUGGGCGGUCUGGUCACUCUACCAUAAAGGCCUGAUUGAUAGAAUGCUGCAGAGUUGGUUGUCCUUCUGGAAGGUUCUCCUAUCUCCACAGAGGAACUCUGGAUCUCUGUCAGAGUGACCAUUGGGUUCUUGGUCACCUCCCUGAACAAGACCCUUGUCCCCUGAUUGCUCAGUUUGGCCAGGCAGCCAGCUCUAGGAAGUCUUGGUGGUUCCAAACUUCUUCCAUUUAAGAAUUAUGGAGUCCACUGUGUUCUUGGGGACCUUCAUUGGUGCAGACAUAUUUUGGUACCCUUCCUCAGAUCGUUGCCUCAACACAAUCCUUUCUCGGAGCUCUACAGACAAUUCCUUUGACCUCAUGGCUUGGUGUUUGCUCUGACAUGCACUGUCAACUGUGGAACCUUAUAUAGACAGGUGUGUGCCUUUCCAAAUCAUGUCCAAUCAAUUUAAUUUACCACAGGUGGACUCCAAUCAAGUUGUAGAAACAUCUAAAGGAUGAUCAAUGUAAACAAGAUGUAACUGAUCUCAAUUUUGAGUCUCAUAGCAAAGGCACUGUAUAUUUAACCAAGAUCAUUGACCUGAUGGGUUUGUUUGUCCUGCCACUACAGGUAUAAGGUAGCAUGUCUUCAAAUGUGAAGCACUUUCCCAUCAAAAUGUAGACAUCCUUUAUGUAUUUAGAUAACACCAAUGUACUAGUUUGCUGUGACUUUAAGGUGUAAUCCAAAUGGGAGACUCAUAUGUUGGGACAAACUUAAAAAGCUUACUGUGUAAACUAAAAAUACUGGUUCUACAAAACAUACUAUCCACUUUUGUGCCAUGCUCAGAUGGGUUAUGAAACAUCAGCUUUUACUAUCGAAAGGUCUUACUGCACAAGUGAGAGAAAGAUUUUGCCCUAAGCAGCAAUGUCAUGUUUCUCACUCUGUGUUCAUCCUCAUCCUCAGUUCUUACAAGUGAAGCAUUAACCACAAAAAAGUCAGCAAUAUGGUUGUUCUCUGUGAAUCUGUUGGUGCUGUUUUAGAAAUCGUGCUGCCCUGAAGCAUUUUACACACAUGGGGCACUUAUAUGGUUUCUCACCUGUGUGAAUACUAAUAUGUUCUUUCAGGCUGAACUUCUGAGUGAAGCUUUUGCCACAAUAACAACACUGAUAUGGUCUCUCUCCUGUAUGACUCCUCAUAUGCUUUGCCAGGGAUUUGGUGUAACCAAAGCAUUUGCCACAUUCUUUGCACUGAUAUGGUUUCUCUCCCGUGUGUAUCCUCAUAUGGACUGUUAAGUUAUGCUUGAGGCUAAAAAAUUUACCACAGUUUUCACAUUGAUGUGGUUUCUCUCUUUUGUGAGUCACCAUAUGUUCUUCCAGGCAUAUCUUCUGGCUGAAGCAUUUUCCACAUUCACUACACUGAUAUUGUUUCUCUCCAGUGUGUGUCCUCAUAUGAUCCCUCUCUCUAUUCUCCACCAUUUGGAUUUGGUAAAUAUGUGAGGGCUGAGGUGGGUCCUGAUCACAGUCACUUUUCACAAAGGAAGGAUUGUUUAUGAACUCUUUGAUAUCAGACUCCAGCCCCUGAAGCUGCUCUUCCUCCCGACCUGUCCCAAACUCCUCCUGUUCCUCUUUAAUCUGUUUGGGCUCUGGGUCCUCCUGCCCCAGACUGGUGCACCACCACUCCUGCUCACAGUGCUGCUGCUCCCCCUCUUCAGGGAUAGGGAGUAUUAGCUGCUGGGGAUCUAAAAGGAAAGUCAAUCAAUCAAUCAUUAUAUUACAAUCGAUCCUGACAUUAUUUUAAAGAACCAAUUGUGUAUUGGUUGUUUAUUGGCAAUGUGGCUUGCCUGUUUACAUAAUCUGCUUGAUUGAUUGUUGUGAUAGUCGCUACCAACCUGCUUUAUGCAAAUGUAUCUUUGGUUGAGUCACGACAUCCAGCAGCAUCCGUAGACGAUCGAUCUCCUCCUUUGAACGGGAGAUUUCUUCCUGGUACUCUGAUACCGUUUUUUCCACGACCACAAAUAUCUCAACAGCCGCCGCUGUUAAUCGCUCGUCCAACAGGUGGCGGUAUACAAAUAGCGACCAAUGAACAAAGAGCGAUCCCCAGCAGCUAGUAACUCACUGUUCCAGAAGCAGAAGUUCCCCCUGAGCAGCAGCACUGUGAGCAGGAGUGGAUCCCAGAUCUGGGGCAGGAUGACCCAGAGCCCACACAGAUUAGAGAAACAGGAGUAGUUUGGGAUUGGUCAUGAGGAAGAGCAGAUUCAGAGGCUGGAAUCUGAUACCAAAGAUUCAUAUUAACUUCCCCCUUUGUGAAAAGUGAUUGGGAUCAGGACCCAGCCCUCAUGUAUUCACCAAACCCAAACUGUGGAGAAUGACUUUCUACCCACUAAAACAACAAAGAGAUCCAAACAGAACAUGGAGAGGGCUAUGGAGUAUCAGAACCAAACAGUGAAUUACAGCCCCUCUCCAGUAAAUUCAGACUGUUCUCCAGCUCAGAAUGAAAACAGUGAACGUGUCGAUAGUAGUACAUCAACUCUGAGAAAGCAGUCUGACAAAAGAUCUCUGGGGAGAAACCGUUUAACUGCCAUGUGUGCAGUAAAUGUUUCCUUACAGAGAAAUACUGUCAAAGACAUGCAAAUACAUACAGGAGAUAAAUAUUUUCAUUACCAUGGUUGUGGCACGUGCUUUACCAGGAAGGGACACUUGGUAGAGCAUUUAAGAUAGUUAUACCCAGAAGAGAAGCCAUUCCACUCCCAAGUUUGCAUCAAACGUCCUCAUCUUUUGAAGGAUUAUAUGAAAUUACACACAGGGGAUACAUAUACACUCUCCUCCAUAUGUAUUUGGACAGUGAAGCUAGCAUUUUAAAAUUGGCUCCCACAUUUGGGAUUUGAGAUCAAAGGUUUCAUAUGAGGCUACGGUACGUAAUGUCACCUUUUAUUUGAGGGUAUUGUCAUAUAGAUUGUUUUUACCGCUUAGAAUUACAAGCAUUUUUAUGUAUCUAGUGCCCCCAUUUGAAGAAGUCAUAAGUAUUUGGACAAAUUCACUUAGUGUGUUUGAAGUAGUAAAACGUUUGGGUGCAUAUUCCGAGCACACAAACCUGUUGCUUGUUGGAUGCAUUUGUUGUCUUUUGGGUUAUGUUUUGCCCAAUAGGAAGUGAAUGGUUAAUUAUAACUGGAGUCAUUUUCUAGAAGUGUGCAGAAAUGUUUCUGAUCCUGAAUGAAUCAUGAAGAGGCUACAACAAAACAUGCUAACCCCUCACCAUUACCAUCUUCUCUUCCUACCUCCAAUAAAAGGGACUCCAAAAUGACAAUACAUUAUUCACCAUUUAGUUCCUAUUGGGCAAAAUGUAAUCUGAAACACAACCAAAACUAACUGCAAAUGCAUCCAACAAGUUUGUAUUUACGUUUGAUGUAGUCAUUGAGUGCAAGGAAUAUGGGACAAAAUAACUUUUGACUAAUAGAAGUGUAAUACUUAUUCAAAUUGGGGAACUUGAUACAUUUAGUGCUUUCAUUUUUAAAUGACAAAAUAUAUGAAAAUGCCCUCAAAUAUUAAGGUGACAUUCUGUACUGUCGCCUCAUAUGGAACAUUUGAUCCCAAAUACAAAAUGUUGGCGUAUGGAGCCAAUAUUAAAAUGUUAGCUUCACUGUCCAAAUACGGAGGGAAGUGUACAUGCUCACUGUGUGACCGCAGCUUUAUAUCUCAGAGUAGACGAAACAUCCACUAGCUAGUUCACACAGGGGAGAAGUGUUUUAGCUGCAAUGUGUGCGGCAAAUCUUUCCCUAGGAAGGGAUAUUGACAUACAUAUGAGGAUACACACUUGGUAAUAAAACUUUGUUGCCGUGUUUGGCAUAAAGGCUUCCGUCAAACAGAGCAUAUGAAGACGAGACCCAAGGGUGGAGGUGCUCUGUGGGAAAAAGGAUUCAGUUAGAAUAUCUGAAGGAACAGUUUAACAAUUUAGGACAUUCCGCUCAUGUCACUACUGUUAGUUGAUUUAAUCUAAUGUAUUGAUUGAUGAAUGAGGGUAAUUGACAUGAUUUGCUAUGUGUCCAAGGAUAAUAUUUAUAUAAAAAAGAAUAAAUACAAUCUUAUUACAACACA